This is a messenger RNA of Penicillium mononematosum, 771 nucleotides long. RefSeq lists its product as uncharacterized. The record is from RefSeq and is a predicted model, not a curated record. The transcript has 2 exons. Bases 1 to 771 code for a protein of 256 amino acids. Lineage: Eukaryota; Fungi; Ascomycota; Eurotiomycetes; Eurotiales; Aspergillaceae.
AUGGACUCCAUGAGGUCCCUCAACACCUCUCUUCCGAGCUCGACACCCCGCCCGCAACCUCCGGAGCAACUCCUCCAGCAAUUCAAGGCGGCAGCUCUAUCUGUCACAAACCUGUACAAGAAUGCAGUAUGUGAACAAGCCCAGGCAAGGUCGUUAGGAUACCAGGAUGCGAUAGAGGAUCUGCUCCACUUCCUUGACCGUGAGAACCUCGGUCUCGGGGACGGAGAGGGGUGGAAGGUUCGGCAGUGGGCAACUGAAAAAUGUGAUGGAACUGGGUCACAAAGUAGCGAUGAAGACGCAGAGAUCGACAAGCGUGACCGAAGUGCUACUCCAGCUACUACUCGCAAAGAAAAACCUACACCUGAACCGAUUGCUCCGCCCGUACCUGCAUCCAAGCCAGAAUCGAUCACUCCUCCCACGCAACUCCAAGAAACACCUUCUUUCGCCACACCUGCCGUCUUCACAUUCUCUGCUGGUCCUACAUACCCUCAGUGUCAAGAGCUCGACAUGGAUGUGCCGUCGUCAGACAACUCAUCUGCAACCAUGCAGGACGGGGCUCCUGUGAGCGUCUCAGUGAUGCCUCGGAACAGUCGACCACACCAUCGUCACAACAACCACCCACGAUCAAAUGCGCGCCCUUCGCCACGGGAGUCUCCCGCUAGUAUUGGGUCCAAGAGGAAAUUCACUUUCCCUGAUUUCUUCGAUCUGUCAGGUCUUAACAACGGACGAGAUGCGUCAGGAGGUGGUGGGAAACGAGGCCGCUUUACCUAG